AUGAAAAACAAGAAUGUUUUACAUAUCGACAAAAAGGAGAAAUAUAAUGAACCCAAAGAAAAUAUAAAGAAAAAAAAAGAAGUGAUCAAAAAAAAUGAAGUUCCCAAAAAAAAUGAAAUAAAUAAAAAAAAAUUAGAUAUAGACAUUAAAAAUAGGAUAGAUUCUGAUUACAAAAAUAAACGCGACAAAGAGGGGUUUGAAAAUAAAUCUGUAUCAAAUGAAAUUAAAUACAAAACAACGGAUACCGAUAAAAAAAACCAGCAGUUAAAAAAUUCAAUUUUAUUCGAUGUACAUAUAACAAAUAAGGACGUAGAAACAAAAGGAGAUAUAAAAAUAAGUCAAACCGAUGUAAACUCGUUUAUUAGAAUAUUUUUUCAAAUUUUUUUAUUUAGUGCAGUCAAUUUAAAGAUAAAUAAAGAUGUAAAACAUAUGUUGGAAAUCAACCUAUCCAAAGAACUUAGUGAUAUUAUAUUUAGUAAAUCUUCAUCAGUUUUAAUAAAUAAAAGCUAUUUCUUUACUCUUCUACAAAAGUUUUUUAAAUCCGAAGAAUAUCUUUCUAUAAAAAACUCUCUCACAGAUUACACAUUUGAUGAUAUUUUAAUGAUGCAAAAUGAUGAGAAAAAUACAUAUUCAAUUAUUUUCGACACAAACACCUAUUCCUACUUAUUAGAGAAGUAUCAAAAUACAACUGACACAUUUGAUAUAAAUAAAGAAACAGAUUAUAACAGAAACAGCAGUUUUGAAGACACAGAAAAACUGAAUUGUAUUUUUAUAAAACCAAAAAAAUAUAUUUCAUCAAAUGAAGAAGAAAUAAGAAAAGAGAUAAAUAAUACACAUACUAUUCAAAACAGGAAAAAAUUCAAAAAAAUUAUAUAUAUCAAAAGAGACAAAAUAAAAAACAGUCAACAUGAAUUUGUAGAAUGUGAUAAAUAUACAUCAAUUAAAAGUAAUAUGACGAUAAGAAAUGUGGUACAAGAAAAAACUCUAGAUUUUUAUUCAACAAAUUCCAUUGUACUUCAUGAUAAAAAUACACAAACAUAUAAAGCCGUUUUCAAAAACUUAGGUAUACAAUAUAAUAUUGAAUUUUUAAAUAAAACCAAAGAAGAUAUAUUGAAAUCAAUUAAUUUAGAAAAAUUUCUUCAUAAAGUUUUUCCUAUUAUUGAAAAAUCCAUAAUAGAAAAUAUCAUCAUACUACAAAAAGAACAAGAACAGAAUUUACAAAGUAGUGAUAUUUUAUCUUUUAAGAAUAUUAAAUAUUUAAAUAAAAUAUUUAUAUAUACAGAUGUUAAAUAUACUACAGACAAAGUUGUUUUAUUCACUUUAUAUCUAUCUUUAAUAAAUUAUUUGAUAUUCAUUAUUUAUAUAAAUAAUAAUAAAAAUGACAACUUUAUUGAAGGUGUUAAUACAGAUAGCUAUAUUCUAAUAUGGUCAUAUAAUAAUUAUAUAAAUCCUUUAUAUGCUUUAGUAUCACCAUAUCAAAUCUCAAGUGCCAUUGUAAAUGAAAAUGAUUACAAUUUAGUUAUUGCAGGAUGUAGCAAUGGCCUGUUAGUAAUUUGGAAGUUACCACCAAAUUUUAAUGGAAUAUCUGUAUUAAAUUCUAAAAUUAAUGAGAAAACUGUAAACAUAGAACCUUAUUUAUUUAGUAGUAUAGAACAUUCCCAUAAAAGAGAAGUAACAUCUUUAAUUUUUUUAAAUGAUAAAACUCUAAUAUUAAAUGAGAAGAAAAUAUCUAUUAGUAAUCAAAAACAUUGUCAUUUGUUAGUUUCUAUAUCUGUCGAUGGAUCAAUAUUAAUAUGGGAUGCAACUAAUAUUGAAAUAGCAGAAACAAAAAUUAAUAUGAAAAAAAAGGAUAAGGAAUUAGCUGAUGAGUUAUAUGGGUAUAAGCCUAUUUUCAAAAUUAAUAGUACAAGACCAAAUACAGAGUAUUCACUUGGAUAUACAUAUUUUCAUUUUAUGGAACUAAAUGCUAAUGUGUCUUCUUUUUUCGCUUUCUCUGAGGAAGGUGAAUAUAUAGUUGGUAACUUAUAUGGAUGUAUGCAAAAAGAUAAGAACUAUUCUAUUAUCAAUAAGAUAAAUGAUGAUUAUAAAAGUUUUAAAACAUUAGUAUGUGUAAAAAGAAAUACUCUCAUUAAGUAUUUAAUUAUAACCUUGACUGAUACAAAUUUUUACUUAUGGAAAGAAAACGAGGAGCACCCAAUAUUUAUAUCACCCAAAAGCAAUGAAAUAUACUCAUGUUGUGAAUUUAGCCAAACUAAAAUUAGUGUUAUAUUCAUAGGAAAAAUCAAUGGACAUAUAGAAAUAUGGAAUUUAUCAGAGCAGAAAAAUCAUUGUAUAUACUCAUUAACAAUUAGCAGCUACAGUUUAACAUGUGUAAGCAUUUUUCAAAAUAUAGACUUGAAUAUAUUUAAUUCUUAUGUUCAUAAAACAAAAGAGGAAAAGAAGAAUAAGGAUGAUAAUGAUGAUAUAAAUUAUGAUGAUUAUGAUGAUAUUAUAGAUACAAAUGAAUAUUUAAUGAAUAUGUACAAAUAUUCUUACAACAAAAUAAUAAUUGGAGAUUCCAGUGGUUGUGUAUUUGUUUACGAAAUUGAAGACAACUUAUUAAAUUCGUCGAAGGAAGAAAUGGAAGAAUUUUUAUUAUGGAUUGAAAAUCGAAUUUACCUCAACAAGCAAAAACUGAAAAGACAAUUAGAAUUAUGCAAAGAAAAAGAAAACAUGAUGAACAAGGAAGAAAAAAAUACAAACGAAAGAAAGGAACAACUGAAAAAUAAACUUGAUGAAGAAUAUAAAAACUCAUAUGAAAAAUAUAAAACUUAUUUAUUAGGAAAUAAAAUAUAA
Messenger RNA from Plasmodium gaboni, 2835 nucleotides. Its product is annotated as putative dynein intermediate chain. Gene Ontology annotation, molecular function: dynein light chain binding; dynein heavy chain binding. The record is from RefSeq and is a predicted model, not a curated record. Gene Ontology annotation, biological process: inner dynein arm assembly; cilium movement involved in cell motility. Gene Ontology annotation, cellular component: inner dynein arm. The coding region runs from base 1 to 2835 and encodes 944 amino acids. NCBI's taxonomy places the organism in Eukaryota, Apicomplexa, Aconoidasida, Haemosporida, Plasmodiidae. The transcript is spliced from 17 exons.